AUGGAUCCAUGGAGCACGUCCACUAGCCACCAGAGCAAGGCAGCCUCGGACCUGUACCGGGUCCUGGCCGGGGCCAGCGCUGACAACGUGUUCCUCUCACCCUUUAGCAUCAGCACGGCGUUGUCGAUGGUGUUCGGCGGAGCGGACGGCAACACCGUUCUCCAGAUGCAGCAGGCUCUGGCGCUACCUGAGGACAGGAUGCUGCAGGAUCCGCCGGACGUCACACUGAACACGGCGAACAAGCUGUACGUGCAAAAUGCGUACAAGAUCUUGGACACCUACUCUGGUCUGCUGGAGAAGCAGUAUCUGAGCGAGCUGAAGAGUGUUGACUUCGGCGACGCCGCCGGUACAAGCAAGCUGAUCAAUGGUGAUGUAGAGGCACUGACAAAGGGAAAAAUCAAGAAUCUAAUCGAUUCAGGUGCUUUGAGCCGAGGUGUUCGUCUUGUACUUGUGAACGCCAUCUACUUUAAGGGCUCGUGGAAACAGAAAUUUGCGAUCGAAGCCACAAUGAAACGGGACUUUUUCAUCAGCCCGGGAAUCGCUGUCGGAACAGACAUGAUGCAUUUGGAUGAUGUGAGACUCAACUGUGCAAGCCUUACGGACAUUGCCUGCAAGGCCCUUGAGCUGCCUUACAAGGGAGAAAGGUUUAGCAUGCUUAUCCUUCUUCCCGACGAAAGGGAUGGCCUGGGGUCCCUGGAGGAGAAACUAUCGACCGCGUCGAUCCAGGCCAUCUGCGCCAAGCUUCACAAUCAGAUGACGAUGGUCGUGAUGCCGAAGUUCAAGCUCGAGACAACUUACGACCUCGUCGAUCAUCUGAAGAGACUUGGCAUCAUUGAUCUCUUCGAUGCAAACGCAGCCAACCUGUCUCGAAUUUCCGACACUAAGGACCUGUCCGUGUCCAGCGUGGUACACAGGGCGUUCAUCGAGGUCAACGAAGAUGGCAGCGAGGCCGCCGCUGCUACAGCUAUGGUCAUGGUGCAGUGUUCAGCGCCCGUGCACACAUACAAGUUUGAGUUUGUCGCCGACCAUCCGUUCUUCUUCGCCAUCAUCGACAGCAAGACUGGCCUGACGCUGUUCUCGGGCCGCUACAUCAAGCCCGAGUAG
Pollicipes pollicipes is the source of this 1104-nucleotide messenger RNA. Its product is annotated as serpin B4-like. The record is from RefSeq and is a predicted model, not a curated record. Gene Ontology annotation, molecular function: serine-type endopeptidase inhibitor activity. NCBI's taxonomy places the organism in Eukaryota, Metazoa, Arthropoda, Thecostraca, Pollicipedomorpha, Pollicipedidae.